Scomber scombrus (Atlantic mackerel) is the source of this 828-nucleotide messenger RNA. Its product is annotated as GTPase IMAP family member 7-like. Gene Ontology annotation, molecular function: GTP binding. Lineage: Eukaryota; Metazoa; Chordata; Actinopteri; Scombriformes; Scombridae. The annotation marks the transcript as partial. The transcript has a single exon. The record is from RefSeq and is a predicted model, not a curated record.
UUAUCUGCAGGUUCUGAUGAGUGGAGGAUUGUUCUGGUUGGGAAGACGGGAGUUGGGAAGAGUUCAACAGGAAACACCAUCUUAGGUGGUGAAGUGUUUGAGUCUGAACUAGCUGCAGAGUCUGUCACAUCUGAGUGCAGGAAAGAGACAGGAGAGGUUGGAGGGCGAAAGGUUGCCAUCAUCGAUACACCAGGACUGUUUGACACAAAGUUAACCAAUGAAGACGCCUGGAAGAUGAUCAGGGAGUGCAUGGCUUUGUCUUCUCCUGGUCCACAUGCCUUCCUGGUGGUUCUUCAGCUGGGCAGAUUCACAGAGGAGGAGAAAGAAACAGUGAGACUGAUUCAACAAACAUUUGGUGACGAUGCAUCUAAAUACACAAUGAUACUGUUCACUCAUGGAGACAGACUGAAGAAACAAACCAUUGAAGAGUUUCUCUCAAAGAGCGAGGACUUGAGCGACAUCAUCCAGAAGUGUUACGGCCGUUAUCACAUCUUCAACAACGAUGCUGACGACCCGUCACAAGUCAGUCAGCUUCUGGAUAAAGUAGAGAAGAUGAUUCAGGACAAUGGUGGGUCACACUACACCACAGAAAUGUUCCAGAAAACAGAAGAAUCCAUCGAGAAGGAGAAAGAACGAAUCCUGAAAGAGCAUGAGCCCGAGAGGAACAAAGAGCUGGAGGAACUGAAGACCAAACAUGACAGUAACAUGUUUGCUGCAAUGAAAGAAAUGUUAAAAGAAAUGAAUGAGAAGCAGGCAAGGUCUGAAGCUGUAAUACAGGCACUGAAAUCUCAAUUAGAUGCACCUCAACCUCGCUGUCUGAUCCUUUAA